AUUGCGUAACAACGCCAAAAAGCAGUUACAUUUACCGGUUCAGCAUGAAGUUAGCUAUUCAUCCAUUGACAGCUGAUCCUACGGCAGCCUGGCAUGAAUUAUCUCAGCAUCAAAAAGUUGUAAAAAUAAAUACUAAAUUGCCGACGACUGAACCACCGAGCGACAAAUUGCGCGUAGUAUGUAUGAGUGACACACACUCGCUCACGCCGUUCAUAAAAUUUGACGUGCCCGCGGGAGACGUCUUCAUUCACGCCGGGGAUUUUACGAAAUGUGGUAGCUUGCAAGAGGUCAUAGAAUUUAAUAAUUGGAUAGGUAAUUUAACACACAAACACAAAAUAGUUAUAGCUGGGAACCAUGAACUUAGUUUUGAUCCUACAUUCACACAUCCAUUUUCCGUGCACACCAGUGGAGAUCAUCAGAAACAUACAGGAACUAGCAUACUUGAUGAUAUACCUACCUUGGGUAUGUCCAAGGAUACUCUCGCGGAAGCUAUUAAAACUACUAAUGUUAAAGAUUAUUUGACAAAUUGUAUAUAUCUUGAAGAUUCUGAGAUUAUAGUGAAUGGGAUUAAGAUAUAUGGUACUCCCUGGCAACCAGAGUUUUGUAAAUGGGCAUUUAAUGUGCCACGUGGAGAAGCGUGCCUCUCAAAGUGGGAAAUGAUUCCAUCUGACACAGAUAUCCUGGUAACACAUACUCCUCCUGUAGGUCAUGGGGACCUGUGCUGUACUGGAGUACGAGCUGGAUGCGUCGAAUUAUUGUCGACAGUGCAAAAUCGCGUAAAGCCCAAAUACCAUGUAUUUGGUCAUAUACACGAAGGAUAUGGCAUAUCUUCAGAUGGCAAGAUCAUAUAUAUUAAUGCAUCAACAUGUGAUAUAAAUUAUUUGCCAAGUAAUUCACCAAUAGUAUUUGAUAUAACACUACCUCCUGGUAUAAAAAAAUCAUAAAUCUUCAAACGAGAAUAACAUCAAUGAAUUUGUCAUGCUACUUCAGAAAGAUCUUUCUCACGAGCUUAAGAAAAAUCAUUAAGUGAUUGACGUAUAAAAUUAGAUAGUAAUCUCUUGCCUUAAUUUUUAAAUCAGGUGUGUAAGCAUUUCUAUUGUAUAAGUAUUAAUUAGCAUUUCUUUUUCACACGCGAUUUAUAAUGUCUCGAUAAUAAUAAAAAAUAUAAUCCAA
Molecule: messenger RNA, 1173 nt
Organism: Atta colombica
Lineage: Eukaryota; Metazoa; Arthropoda; Insecta; Hymenoptera; Formicidae
Product: metallophosphoesterase domain-containing protein 1
Exons: 5
Coding region: 45-944 (299 amino acids)
Molecular function (GO): hydrolase activity
Source: RefSeq, a predicted model, not a curated record